UUAAUCAAGAUCAGGGGGCUCCCAGGCUGAGCGCGGGGCGUUAACCCUUCCACUCCCGGGGGGUGACAAGGUGCAGGGGCAGCAGUGCAGCUGGCCGCGACCAAGAUGCCCCCAGCGGCCCCUCGCAGGCAGUCUCUGCCAUUCGGUAGGCUCUGGACGCCUUGCGCCUAGCCCCUGCGACUGGGCGCGCAAGGUUAAGGUCAGAAGCUCCAGAGGCUUCACGGGCCGCUCGCAGUAGCCGCCUCCCGCAGCCUUGGCGUGCCUCGGGCUCCUCCUCCCUCCCAAGCGUGGCCAAGUGAGGGCUGCUCUGGCCGCGGGUAGCUGAGGCGCGGGAGGCGGCACGCGCGCGCGCGCGCGCGCGGGACCCGAGCGGAGCGCCUGGGAAGGGCGGACGGACAGACGGACUCCCCCCGCCCCCCGCCCCGAACCUCCUGUCCGCGUGUUAGCAGAGGUCUGAGCGGGCCAUGUGGGGACCCGGGGUCACAACCGAGGGCCUAUCGGUGGCGCCGGCACCGCCGCCGCUGCUGCCGCUGCUGCUGCUACUGGCACUGGCGCUGGUGGCGCCCUCGCGGGGCGGCGGGGGCUGCGCGGAGCUGGCGUGCGGCGAGCGGGAGCGCUGCUGCGACGCGGCCAACGCCACGGCGGUGCGCUGCUGCAAGCUGCCGCUGCACGCCUUCCUGGACAACGUGGGCUGGUUCGUCCGCAAGCUCUCGGGACUGCUCAUCCUGCUCGUGCUCUUCGCCAUCGGCUACUUUCUGCAGCGCAUCAUCUGCCCUAACCCACGCAGGUACCCGCGCGGUCAGGCGCGAGCCGGGCAAGGGCGGCCCGGGCCUCCGGGGGGCGCAGGGGCGCCGGGGGGCGCAGGGCCGCCCGACGACGACGACGACUCGCCGGCUCUCCUGCGGAACGAGGCAGCCGCCGGCUCGCAGGACUCGCUGCUGGACAGUGGCGGCGGCGGCGGCCGGAGUCGGGCAGGCGGCGGACGCUCGGCGCCCUCCUGCGCCUCGGAGCACGAGCUCCGCGUGGUCUCGCCAGUCUUCCUGCAGCUGCCCAGCUACGAGGAGGUCAAGUAUCUGCCCACCUACGAGGAGUCCAUGCGGCUGCAGCAGCUCAGCCCUGGGGAGGUCGUGCUGCCGGUGUCGGUGCUCGGCCGCCCGCGAGGCAGUGGUGCCGGGGAGCCCGACGGCGGCGAGGGCCGCUUCCCGCUCAUUUGAGCGCCCGGGGCCGCUUAGGGACCGCGCGGACGGUGAGGGGCUAGGGGCUGCGGGUGCACGCCAUUGGCGGGGUGUCCGCAGCCCCCACCAACUGCCUCAGACCCCGCCUGGCACCCUGGCCUAGGCGCCCGUCGCCCCGCGGCUGGGUUAGGGUCGCUCUCCCCCGGGAGCUUCUGUGUCCCCACGUUUCAUUCGGUUCAGGCAAAUGCUGAGAGCACGCACGGCGGGGGCAGCGCGGCGAGGGAGCCCCGAGCGCCACUUGGAAGGAGGUCCCCGCCCUCUGCCUUCCCUCGUAUUGUAUUCACUUGCAAGUGCCUUCUUCCCGAAGCAGGAACACGUGAGCCCUUUGGUGCGUCGGGAGAAGGGCGGUUUUCUUUAGGGCCGAGAGAAAAGGCGCGCGGUGCCGCUCCUUUCCCUCCUCUGGCCUGGACGGAUCGCGGUGUCCCGGGAUGGGCGAGGGGCGAGGAGCCCACGACGGCGGCGGCCGGUGACCGCGGCGCGCGGAGCUGCGAGAGCGCCUGUCUUGGGGAGGACGUGCAGUUAGCUGCGGCACCUAUCCAGGGCACAGCAACCAGGGAAAUCCGUGACCGUACAAUUAAUUGGACUUUGGGUUUUUCAGUAACCGAGAAGGUAUUGAUAUUUAUUUGUCUGGUUUUUCAGUUUUCACCAUGAAUUGAACGCAGCAGGAAGGUAUUUCAGCAACUUAAUGGCAUCACCAUCAUCGUCAUCACUUUUUUUUUUAGAGCAUUGAUGUUCAGGAAAUGGCCCACACCCUGUCACUGUUUGAUAAAAUAUUGGACAUUAUUUCAUUCAAGAAAGUGGCACGGUCAAACGAGGAGAUGUGACAUGAAAGACAUGAAGGAUAUCUUAUUUUCACUAUUUGAGAAGAAUAUAUUUUAUUUUUAGUACCGUGGCAUAAUAUAUAACUUUUAUAAUAACUGUGUACAUUAUGCAGUCUUAAUGGAGUCAGUCAUCACAUAGUUAAGUGUAGGAAUAAUUGGUACAUGUAUGCCAUACCAUGAAGCAUGAUGUCGUACACUUUCUCCUCCAUUUGUCAUUUGGAAUAUGUUCCACGUCAUAAUAUAAAGCCCAAGGACCUGUGGCUUGUACCUUUCCUUUAAAGCCAUAAUUGUGCAGUGAUGUGAUGCAGAACGAUUCGGUCAACCUAUCUUAAGGGACAAAAACAAGUGUUUAUCAAUCCUGCCAUUCCAGUGAACUGUCCUUCAAGCAAAAGUUAAUAUGUUCCAUAGGACUUCUGAAAAUGAGAGGAUCUGAACAGGCAAAUGGCAGAGCGUUGACACCUGAUCCAGAGGAAGCAAUUUCUCAAGAGACUUAAAUAAGUUCUUCAACUUUCCCUUUCCUACCUGAUGCAGUGGUUCCAAGACCAAGGCUACAACUGCAUGUGCUAGAAACAGAGAUGGCUCCUAAGAAAGAAACUGCAACUCUACUUUUAAACUUUAUGUCAGACACCUGAUAGGUGACUUGUGACUUCACCCCAUGUCUCAGUCCAUUUUCUGCAGCAAUAACAGACUGUUAUAGACUGGGUAAUUUAUAAAGAAAAUAAUUUUAUU
Molecule: messenger RNA, 2785 nt
Organism: Oryctolagus cuniculus (rabbit)
Lineage: Eukaryota; Metazoa; Chordata; Mammalia; Lagomorpha; Leporidae
Source: RefSeq, a predicted model, not a curated record